AUGGGCCUAUCAUCGUCAAAAGCUGUCAGCAGCAUCGCGGUUUCGUCGAACGGAUCCGGUGCUGAUAAGGGUUGUGGCCGGCUGAACAAGGAUAGUGUUAUCGUCGAGACGAACUAUCCUUCGAUACCAACAGAAAUUCAUCAACCAUGCUCAAUACUGCCCUCGCCAUCCGGUAGCAGUGGCAUUGACACUUGGAAGACGUCUAGUUGUCAUGUUCGGCAGGCCAGCAUACGAUCGCGCAACUUACAGCCUAUGCCGGAUGCCGGGGAGCUCGAUCGACGAUUCGCGAAAGUGUUGGCCUCGAUGGACCUUCCGCCGGACAAGGCUAAAUUACUAAAGAACUAUGACAACGAGAAAAAAUGGGACAUCAUAUGUGAUCAGGAAAUGGUGCAUGCAAAAGAUCCUCCGUCACACUAUCUUACAAAACUGCGAACCUAUCUCGAUCCAAAGGCGUCUCGUAGCCAUAGGAAACGCAAGAUGGUCGGUGAGUCAACAUCGACACAAGUAUUGCGGGACCUUGAAAUCUCCUUACGGACAAACCAUAUUGAGUGGGUGAAGGAGUUCCUCGACGAAGAAAACCAGGGACUCGACGCGCUGAUAGACUAUCUCAGUUUUCGGUUGUCUAUGAUGCGCCACGAGCAACGCAUAUUAGAGGCAAAAUCCGAGUCGGAUGAAGGGCUCACAUCGAAAGACAUCGGGGCGAACAGCUCGUAUGGCAGCAAUGAGACAAACCACAAGUUGACGACGAACGGAUUCAUGCGGCCCGGUCUGGGCGAUAUGAUGGACAGCCCCAGUAUAAAGCGCCGGUCGCGCCACAUCGCCAAAUUAAACAUGGGACUAACAACGGAUGAUAUUCAUGUGUGCAUCAUGUGCAUGCGCGCAAUCAUGAAUAACAAGUAUGGCUUCAACAUGGUGAUUCAACACCGAGAAGCUAUCAACUGCAUUGCUCUGAGUUUGAUCCACAAAUCACUGCGUACGAAAGCGUUAGUGCUGGAGUUGCUAGCAGCGAUAUGUCUGGUGAAGGGAGGGCAUGAAAUCAUUCUGUUCGCGUUUGAUAACUUCAAAAAAGUGUGCUCCGAGCAACGCCGGUUCCAGACGCUGAUGGAAUACUUCAUGAACUACGAGCUGUUCAACAUCGACUUCAUGGUAGCGUGUAUGCAAUUUGUGAAUAUCGUCGUGCACUCGGUGGAGGACAUGAACUAUCGCGUGCAUCUUCAGUAUGAGUUCACCGCUCUCGGAAUGGACGAGUAUCUCGAGAAACUUCGGCUGACGGAAUCGGAGGAGUUGCACGUUCAAAUUUCAGCGUACCUCGAUAAUGUAUUUGAUGUUGCAGCACUUAUGGAAGACAGCGAAACAAAGACGGCUGCCCUCGAACGGGUAAACGAACUAGAAGAUGAGUUGGGACGCGCAUUGGAUCAAGCGAGUGAGAUAGAGCGCGAAGCUCUCUUCAAAAUUGGGGAACUAGAAGCUGAACUAAGUAGGACGCGCAGUGAACGGGACGAUCUGUAUAACAAGCAGCUGGUGGUGGAAGAUGAGAUCGUAAAACUUAAGCGAGCGCUAAAACAACACGAACAAGAAUCUCAAAGUCGACAAUCGAUGCUUCUCGAAUUAGAAAAUCUUACCAAAACGCUUCCGAAGGGUACGUCCAUAGCUGACGUAUCGAAUUUGCUCGCCAAAGGAGGUUUGUCUGAGCUCAGUCCUACCGGAAACAAUUCGGGUGGACAGCAGCAAGCACCACCGAUACCUCCACCACCUGCACCACCAAUUCCGUCUUCAUCCGUAAAUGCCCCAAUGCCUCCACCACCGCCCUGUCCUCCGGCUCCACCCAGUAUGUCUGCGAACGGCACUUGUGAGCCUCCAAAAGCUCCUCCCAAACCGCCGACCUUCAUUCCAGCGCCACCCCCGAUGGGUGGACCUCAUGGUGGCAACAACGCCAUCCACUGUACCGAUGGCGCAAUGACUAUUAAGCGUAAGGUGCAGCCUAAGUAUAAGUUGCCCACUCUCAACUGGGUCGCGUUGAAACCGAACCAGGUCCGCGGAACAAUCUUCAAUGAGCUGGAUGACGAAAAGCUGCACAGACAGAUCGACUUUGUUGACUUUGAAGAACGGUUCAAGAUCGGAAUGGGUGGCCCAGUAAGCAACGGAAACUGUGAUAUGGACGGGCUGACGGCAUUCCCAAGCAAACGAUUUAAAAAACCCGAACACAUUUCGUUGCUCGAGCACACGAGACUAAGAAACAUUGCAAUUUCUCGUAGAAAGCUAGAAAUGCCGGCCGAUACCGUUAUCAAAGCGAUCAACAACCUCGAUCUCAAGCUACUCUCCCUGGAGAAUGUGGAGCUGUUACAGAAGAUUACUCCUACCGACCAAGAGCAAAAGCUAUACAAGGAGUACGUAAUAGAGAAGAAGGAUCUUAACCUAUUGACCGAGGAAGACAAGUUUAUGCUGCAGCUGACGAAAGUAGAACGAAUUUCGUCGAAACUAUCGAUAAUGAAUUAUAUAGGUAACUUUUUCGACAGCCUGCAUCUGAUCAGUCCGCAAGUUUACUCCAUCAUAUCCGCAUCAUCCUCUAUAAAGUCCUCCAAAAAAUUCCGUGCGGUACUGGAAGUGAUUUUGGCAUUCGGGAAUUACCUCAACAGUAGCAAACGCGGCCCAGCUUAUGGCUUCAAGCUGCAGUCUCUCGAUACUUUGCUGGACACUAAAUCGAACGAUAAACGUAUGAGCUUGAUGCACUACAUAGUAGCUACAAUCAGACAGAAGUUCCCCGAGCUUAUGAACUUCGAUACGGAGUUAUUCUGCAUUGACAAAGCAGCACAGGUGUCGCUUGAGAUGCUAAUAUCGGAUGUAAAUGAACUGGAAAAAGGCAUGGAAACGGUGCGCAAGGAGGCUGACCUACGUGGCAAGGGAACCCAAAGUCACGUAUUACGAGAUUUCCUCUCCAAUUCGGAAGAAAAGUUGAAAAAAAUACGAUCAGAUUGUAAAACAGCUCAGGAAUCGUUCAAAGAAUGUAUCGAAUAUUUUGGCGAAUCAUCACGGAAUGCCGAUGCAAAUGCAUUCUUCUCGUUGCUAGUCCGAUUCGUGCGAGCAUUUAAGUCUUGCGAUCAAGAAAAUGAACAACGCCGGCGCUUGGAAGCAGCGGCUCUACAAGCAUCGACUAAGAAGGACGAUGAACAGCAGGUGGUACUACGGAAUAACAAAAUCAAUAAUCAAAAGAAACAACAGGAGGCAGUUAUUAACGAACUAAAACUGAAAGCACACGCUGUGCGUGAAAAGAAAUUGCUCCAACAAGACGAAGUUUACAACGGUGCGCUAGAAGAUAUCCUACUGGGAUUAAAGAACGAGCCAUAUCGUCGAGCUGAUGCGGUCCGAAGGAGUCAACGUCGACGAAUUGAUAGCAACAGACUUUCGCGAACUAUGGAGGAAGUAGAAGUAUAAAUUAUCACCGUAUUUCUUUGGAAAACAUUGUAAACGAUGUAAAAUGAUUACCUCUUAGUUGUACAUGCUACUGAUACGUCAUUUAGUUUCACGUAUGAUAUUUUAAACGAGUUGACCUUCCUACGUACAAUUUAUGUUGCAAAAUGUGUAUUUGUAUAGUUCGUUUAAUAUAAUGUUAGACUAGGUGGGAUGACCUUUAAUUAAGUUCUUUUGGAUUUGUUUACGUGCACAAGUGUACAUUGGUGAUAAGGAACCGGUGCAGAAUCGUCUACAUCAAAUCUUAUAUUGAUGAGAGCAAACGGGAAAAGGGGAGCCUCAUGUAUUGAACGUAUAAUCAAAAUGAAACGAUUGAAACAUCAAAAAUGUAAAAUCGACUAUCAAAAAAUUAAAAAAAAUUACUUUGUCGAAUCAUUUAUCUUUCCCUCACUUUAAUGCAGAUCGUAUGCAUCACCGCAGAAAUUAUCAUCAAAAAUGUAAAAUCGACUAUCAAAAAAUUAAAAAAAUUUACUUUGUCGAAUCAUUUAUCUUUCGCUCACUUUAAUGCAAAUCGUAUGCAUCACCGUAGAAAUUAUCAGCAUUGUUUCUUCCUUUCUACAAACGCUUAUGGGAAGCGAAAGACAAAUGCAGUGAUAUCCAUAUCAAGUGAUUGCAGUGAUACCAGGUUAAGAUCAUACAUUUCGUUAGGUGGUAGUAGGUGCUGUACUAGUUCCAUGUCAUUCGUGUACAUUCAGCCAAUGUGCUACUGUAAACGACCAAUUGAACGGUUCGUUUGUUAACAACAUGUUUCUUAGUUCUUUAAAAGGCUCGCAGAUUAGUAGGGGUUGCCAUUGAGAAGUUUUUGUCCAUUUGUCUUACACACAGGUCUCUCUAUCGAAUGACAAUACAUAUACAUUCCAACGUUUUAUAUAUCAGGAUUAUUCAUCACCACGCACCGAUAGAGUUGACAAGUACGGCUGAUCGUUUGAAAAGUCGAUUUUUCUUCGGGAAGGUAGAAGUCCAGUUAGAUUCUAUUUGGAUCAAUGUGGACACCGCAGCGACGAUGUAUGAACACGCUAGGGAAGUGGGGAUCAAACGGGAAAAUGAACUCCUCUCGAUGGAAAUGACAAAUUUACUCGAAAUAAAGCUUUAUGUAAUCGAUCUUGCAUGCAAGAUCGUCAAUGUAAUAAUAAUAUGCCAGUCAAAGACAGCCUUCGCAGUGCACAUUAUUAAGGAACGGAAAAUGGACUGACUGAAACAUGAGUUUUUGAACGAUUUUACAAUUUGUAGAUUAAAAAAAAUAAAGAUCAUUGCAAACCAAAAGCAUUGCGUCCAACGUAUACCAGCUUAAUUGCAUGUAAAUAGUCACAAGAAUCAUAAGCAAACACUUUGGUGCUUACACAUGGUCAAUAAAAAACGGUUUAAUAAGAGAAAAAAAUUAUGCAUACGAACAAAACUGAAUGUUAUCACUGUGGAAAUUCCAAUAGU
Messenger RNA from Anopheles nili, 4896 nucleotides. It is a transcript of the gene Frl, whose product is annotated as formin-like protein. Bases 1 to 3432 code for a protein of 1143 amino acids. Gene Ontology annotation, biological process: cortical actin cytoskeleton organization; cell migration; regulation of cell shape. NCBI's taxonomy places the organism in Eukaryota, Metazoa, Arthropoda, Insecta, Diptera, Culicidae. The record is from RefSeq and is a predicted model, not a curated record. Gene Ontology annotation, molecular function: actin filament binding; small GTPase binding. The transcript is spliced from 9 exons. Gene Ontology annotation, cellular component: cytosol.